This is a messenger RNA of Plenodomus lingam JN3, 1146 nucleotides long. RefSeq lists its product as uncharacterized. Lineage: Eukaryota; Fungi; Ascomycota; Dothideomycetes; Pleosporales; Leptosphaeriaceae. The record is from RefSeq and is a predicted model, not a curated record. Gene Ontology annotation, molecular function: palmitoyltransferase activity.
AUGGACCACCACUGCCCCUGGACCGCAAACUGCGUCUCCCACACCACCUUUCCCCACUUCCUCCGCUUCCUCCUCUACACCACCCUCGGCCUCUCCCUCCUCCAAUACUUCCUCCUCCUCCGCCUCCACCACCUCUGGCAGUCCCGCACCCAACCGGCCUCCCUCGGCCCCACCCCAUUCCAACUAGCCCACCUCUUCACUACCCUCCUCACAAACACCCCAACCCUCUUCGCCCUCUCCCUCCUCUCCCUCCGCAACCUCUACUCCCUCGCCUUCAACACCACAACAAUCGAAUCCUGGGAAAUUCAACGCCACCGCACCCUCUGCCGUCGCGCCCGCUUACUCGGCGGAUACCUCGAUGCCCCGGAUUUUCGGCGCGUGCGUAUCCGCCGCCAGGAAUUCCCGUACGAUGUUGGGGUGUGGAUGAAUGUGGUGCAGGGCAUGGGAUCUGCGAACCCCAUCCUCUGGCUGAAUCCCUGGGCCCCGACGCCCAGCCUCGCCCGCGGUCUCGCGUUUCCGACGAAUGGGUUCGAGGCGGCGGGGACGGUGUGGCCGCCGCCGGAUCCGGAUCGGAUGGUUAGGGCGAGGAGGGAGGCGGGGAAUGUAGCCGCGUUUACGUAUCAUGAUUCUGGGCUGGAGGGCCGCGAGGCGGUUGCCGCGUUCAAGAAGAGGCAGGCGGAGGAUGUGCUGAGGCGGAGACCGUUUUUGGAGAGGCUGGAGGCGGAGAGGGCGGAAACUGGCAAGGCCUACAGUCAUCCGGUAACGGGGGAGUACAAGCCCUGCGCCCAUCCACAAGCACCACUUUCCACCCCCAGCACUCUCGACCCAACAUCCACCAACGAACCCGCUCCACCCACCGCCACAAAAGAAACCCCCAUACUACCCACGGACAGCACCGCCACCGCUGACGAGAACGACGACGCCGCGCGCGAAGGCGAAGAAAGCUGGCGCAAUUCCGAGGGCGAGCGAUUACAAGACUUUGGCGUCGACGAGGACGUCGAGUUUUACGAUGAACAAGACGAUGAUGUUCCGUUGCAGGAACUGUUGACACGGCGGAGACAGGCGGCAGCAGCAGCAGCGGCAGCAGAAGCAGAAGCAACGAUCAAAAGUGCCAACGGAGCGCAAGGAGAGGGGGAAGGGUCAUGA